Messenger RNA from Ostertagia ostertagi, 906 nucleotides. Lineage: Eukaryota; Metazoa; Nematoda; Chromadorea; Rhabditida; Trichostrongylidae. The record is from the annotation of a GenBank genome assembly.
AUGGACCUCGAAACGAGGGUUAAAGCCUACCGCUUCGUCGCCUAUUCGGCUGUCACAUUCUCCGUCGUCGCUGUGCUUUCAGUAUGUGUUACCUUACCUAUGGUCUACAACUACGUGCAUCAUGUAAAGAGAACUAUGCACAAUGAAAUCAACUUCUGUAAAGGCUCGGCGAAGGAUAUCUGGACGGAGGUGCAUAACUUAAAGAGCCUUCCUUCACCCAACAAUCGUACGGCUCGUCAAGCCGGAUAUGGAGAUGCCGCUGUAACUGGUGGAGCUCAGCAAGGAGGAUCUUGCGAGGCUUGCUGCCUUCCAGGACCACCUGGACCAGCAGGUACUCCUGGUAAGCCGGGUAGGCCCGGCAAACCCGGUGCUCCAGGUCUACCUGGAAAUCCUGGACGACCACCGCAACAGCCAUGCGAACCAAUUACUCCUCCACCGUGCAAGCCUUGUCCUCAAGGACCACCGGGACCACCAGGUCCUCCAGGACUACCAGGAGAUGCUGGACCACCAGGGCAACCCGGACUUCCUGGUCAAGAUGCGCCGCCAGGAGAACCUGGACCCAAAGGUCCACCUGGACCUAACGGAAAUCCUGGACCACCUGGAGCACCUGGAGAACCCGGAAUACCUGCGCAAUCAGAACCACUCGUUCCCGGAGAGCCUGGACCACCAGGAGAGCCAGGCCCACAAGGCCCUCCUGGUCCACCUGGGCAGCCUGGAAGUGACGGAGCACCUGGUCAACCAGGACCCAAAGGUCCCAACGGUCCUGAUGGUCAACCAGGAGCAGAUGGAAACCCAGGGGCACCCGGACCUGCAGGACCUCCUGGGCAACCAGGUGAACGCGGUAUCUGUCCGAAAUACUGUGCGAUCGACGGAGGAGUCUUCUUCGAAGAUGGAACGCGGCGCUAA